Meloidogyne enterolobii is the source of this 384-nucleotide messenger RNA. NCBI's taxonomy places the organism in Eukaryota, Metazoa, Nematoda, Chromadorea, Rhabditida, Meloidogynidae. The record is from the annotation of a GenBank genome assembly.
AUGUACAUCAACUUAAUUUUUUACAUUUUAUUAUUUUUUCUAAUUUUUAUCAGCUCCUCCCCCGUGAAAAAUUGUAAAUGUCCUACAAUUAAAAAAUUCUCUGUCCAAACAAACAAUCCAAAAAAACCGACAAAAAAUUAUCGUCAAAAACAUCAUCGUCGAUUUAAAAGAGGAGAAACUUGUAUUUGUGAAGGAGAAGGGGGAGCUACAGCUGUUGAUAAUGAAGGUUUUACUCACCGUCCUGGAAAAGAAUCUAUGAGAGAAGGAAUGGAACAAGAAGUCGAACAAGUUGAAGGAAAGGAUAGGAAGGGCAAAAGAAUUCUGUACAUUUGUGACAAUCUUUCCUUCCCCAAUCUGGAAUUUAACGUAAAUUUUUUAAAUUAA